Messenger RNA from Raphanus sativus (radish), 1773 nucleotides. RefSeq lists its product as uncharacterized. Bases 1 to 1773 code for a protein of 590 amino acids. The transcript is spliced from 3 exons. The record is from RefSeq and is a predicted model, not a curated record. NCBI's taxonomy places the organism in Eukaryota, Viridiplantae, Streptophyta, Magnoliopsida, Brassicales, Brassicaceae.
AUGAAUAAAUCAUGGGUAUGGUUGCCAAGAAAUAGCCUUGAGUAUGAAAAAGGAGCAAGUGAGUUUGUGUCUGCUGCAUCAAGCCGUUUAGGUGGUCCAGCUGAAAUUUUCUGUCCUUGUGUCGAUUGCCGCAAUGUCUGCCAUCAGUCUGCUGAGAAAGUUUUGGAGCAUCUGGUGAUUAGAGGGAUGGAUCCAAAGUACAAGAUUUGUAGAUUAUGGUCUAAACACGGAGAUACAAGGCCUGAUAAGUCAUCUGGUAUCAACUCGUCUGAAAAUGAAGCGUACGAGUUGUUGAGAACAGCUUUCAUGCCAAGUGAAGAUUAUCCAGCAGCUCAUCAAGAGAAUGCAGAAGCGUUUGAGGGAAGUGAAAGCCCAGCAGAAGCUGAUUUCAGGAAAAAGUUGGAGGAUGCAGAAAUCCCAUUGUACUCGAAGUGUUCAAACUACACCAAGGUGGCUGCAAUCAUGGGUCUUUACCGGAUAAAAGUCAAAAGUGGGAUGUCUGAGAGCUUUUUUGAUCAGCUUUUGUCAUUAGUUCAUGACAUGCUUCCCGGAGACAAUGUUCUACCUAAGUCUACUGAUGAGAUGAAGAAGUUUCUGAAGCAGUUUGGUUUUGGCUACGAUGUCAUUCACGCCUGCAAGAAUGACUGUAUCUUGUAUAGAAACCAGUAUGAAGAUGCGGUGAGCUGUCCAAGAUGCAGUGAAUCAAGAUGGGAGAAGGAUAAGCAUACUGGUGAGGAGAAGAAAGGGAUUCCGGUCAAGGUCCUUAGGUAUUUUCCGAUCAAAGACAGGUUCAGAAGAAUGUUUAGAUCAAAGCGUUUAGCGGAGGAAUUGCGUUGGCACUCUACUAAUGCUUCUGAAGAUGGAAGUAUGCGACAUCCAGUAGAUUCACUGACAUGGGUUCAGACAAACAACAAAUGGCCGGAGUUCGCUGCUGAAGCAAGAAACCUACGACUUGGUAUUUCUACAGAUGGCAUGAAUCCGUUCUCUAUCCAGAGCACCAACCACAGCACAUGGCCUGUUUUCUUAGUCAACUACAACAUGGCUCCCACACAGUGCAUGAAAUCCGAGAACAUCAUGUUGACAAUGCUGAUACCAGGACCAUCUGCACCUGGGAACAACAUUGAUGUGUAUCUACAGCCACUGGUAGAUGACUUGAAGAGUUUGUGGACAGAAGGUAUGGAAGUCUAUGAUUCCUUUAAAAAGGAGAGUUUUACUCUUAGAGCUAUGCUGUUGUGGAGUAUCACCGACUACCCUGGAUUAGGCACAUUAGCCGGGUGUAAAGUGAAGGGAAAGCAAGCAUGUAAUGUCUGUGGGAAGGACACACCCCAUAGGUGGCUAAAGUUUAGUCGGAAACAUGUUUAUAUGGGGAACAGGAAGCGGCUCAUGCCUAAUCAUCCUUACAGGCGACAGAAAGGAUGGUUUGACAACACGGUGGAAGCUGGUUAUUCGAAUAGGAUUCAGAGUGGAGCUGAGAUCUGUGAAAGUCUCAGGGACUUCAAAAACGACUUUGGGAAACAAAUAAGUAAGAGGAUCAAAAGAAAAAGGACUGCAGUAGACGAGGAUGAUAUUGAUUUGCCUGUGAGGCAUAACAUAGAUGUUAUGCACGUGGAGAAGAAUGUGUCUGAUGCACUGCUGUCUAUCCUGAUGCACAAUGCGAAAUCAAAGAAUGGCCUCAAAGCAAGAAAAGAUUUAGAAGAUAUGGGGAUUAGAAGCAACUUGCAUGCACAAAUCGGUUCCAGUAGAAGAAACAAUUACAAGAAACGAAGAUGUUGA